AUGAAAAAUGAUAUAGAUUUCAUUUAAACUAUGCUAGAUCUAAAUCUUAGCAAAUAGUAUAUCAAAAGUAUUAAAGGAGAUAUGAAUAGAAACUAAUCCAUUAAAAAUAAAUAAUGUAUAGAUAAAUUACGUAAAUUCUAUAAGACUCUGAAUAAUGCUGAGGUAUUAAAAUUGUUUAAUUAGUUAUUAAGUUACUGUACUAAUAAAUUCAGUUGUAUACAUAAAGCAGUCAGAGAAGAAUUAAGUGAUAGAUUUAAUGCACCUUUAACUUGCUUUUGGCCAAUUUUAGCAAAUAUUAUUAAAAAUAAAGAAGCCUAUCCAAAUUAUUAUGCAAAAUUGCUAAACAUGAACGAAUUUCCAAAUUAUUUUAAAGACACCAUUCAAAAAGAUGUAGUUCGUACAUCAAGUAAUGAAGAAAUGCAAUAAAAACUAUCAAAUGUUUUAACAGCUUAUGUGAUUAGGAAUGCUUAAAUUGGAUACUGUUAAGGAUUUAAUUAUAUUGCACAUUACUUAUUAUAGAAUUAAUAGUACUCAGAAGAGGUAUUAAUGAAAUUAUAUUAAGGAUGCAUUUUGGUUUUUAUGUCAUUUAUUCGAAACUCUCUUGCCUCAAAAUUAUUAUAAUCAUUUAUUUGGAGUUUUAAGUGAUGAUGAAAUAAUAAGAUUAAUUCUAUAAAAAGAAAAGCCACAUUUGAUGGAACAUUUUAGAAACUUAUCUAUUGAAACUAGUUUAUUUACAAUAUAAUGGUUGGUUUGUUGUUUUACAUUUCAUAAUAAAUUAACAGAUACUAUUUUUGAUCUUCUGUUAGUUGAUGGUUCAAAAGCUUAAAUUAAAUCUACAUUAACAUAUAUAAGUUUAUUAGAAGAUUCGAUAAUGUAAGCUAAUGAUAUAGGAACUCUUAUAAUGACAAUUGAACACUUUAUUUCAAAAUUUCAAGAUAGAUAAAUCUUUAUUGAAGAAUAUCAAAAAAUUUAUAUUAAUAAUAAAUUAUUACAAAAUAUUAGAUAAGAUAUAUCAAAUUAGGUUGUAUAAACAGUUUAAUCAAGUGAUAUAAAAAGAGUGACAUCUCUUAAUGUAUUUCUUGAAGAUUUACGAAAAUAAUAAUGUUCAUUAAAUCAUCCAAUAUGUAUCUAUGAAUUAGAAACUUGGAGUAGAAAUAAAAAACAUAUGGAUAAUGUAGUUAUUAGGGCUGGAUAAUUAAGUUAUAAUACUUAAGAAAAUAAUUAAUAGAAAUAAAAUAAUGUUGAAAAAAUUAAUGAAUAACUAAUAGUCAGAUAAAGUCAUAUUUGUGAUAAGGAUGAUGGAUUCUUGGUUAGAACAUUAUAACAUAAAGAUAAUUAUGAGAUUUAAUUAUUAGACAUAAACAAAUAAAUAUUACCAACUUAAAUUCCUAAUUCCCCUAGAAGUAGGAGUAUUUUUAAAGAUUUAUUAUUAUCCCCUAUAAGGGCAUUAAAUAAUGCAUAAAAUCUAGGAUAAAAAUUAAGAAUGAACCCUAAAAUUUAUAAAAUUGAGAAUAUUCCUCUUUCUUCAAGUUCUUUUGCUUUACCUGUAAAUGUCAGAAAGAAAACAUAUGGAUGGAAAACAUAAAGAGGUCGAUCACCUGAAUAAACAAAAUUAUUAUUGAAAAAAAUGAAUGUUUAUGCAUCACCCAAAAGAAAACUCGAUUUGAAUAUUUCAAAUAAUUUCAUUAAUCAAUCAACAGAUGUUUCAUAAUAAUAACCGACGACUUUGAAAGAAUGUAAAUCUAUUAAAUUUAUUGCCUAACUCUCAAGAAACACCAAUUUAAUAAGUAUUGACUUUUAUCCAGAUUAAUAAUGA
Molecule: messenger RNA, 1816 nt
Organism: Paramecium sonneborni
Lineage: Eukaryota; Ciliophora; Oligohymenophorea; Peniculida; Parameciidae
Source: the annotation of a GenBank genome assembly